AUGUCCUUCGCCUGCACCCACAUCGACCUCGCCGUUCAGGCCGCCUGUUGCGAUCGCCUCGGUGACAUCUUCACCGAUGCCAAGGGCGCCUCCUUCUGUGGCACCUCCUCCCACGAGGAGUUCCUCUCGUGCGCCGGCGUCGAGUCCAAGUGCAACGUCGUCGUCGAGAAGCGUCAGGCCGCCGCCUCGGCCACUUCGGCCAUUGGCGCCGGUGCCUCUGCCGUCAAGUCUGGCGCUGCCCAGGUCUCUUCGGCCAUCAAGUCGGGCGCCUCGAACGCAGCUUCGCACGCCGCUUCGGCCACUAAGGCUAUUGGUGGCUCUGCCUCGCACUCCGCCUCCGGCUCCCACGCCGCGUCGGGCUCGCACUCUGCUUCGGCUGGUGCCAAGUCGUCAGCGGCUGCCAAGAAGAAGUCCGCUGGCGAGCGCACUGUCCCCUCGCUCGCUGCCGCUCUCGUUCUCGCCGUUGCGGCCGCUGCCAUUGUUGCCUAA
This is a messenger RNA of Trichosporon asahii var. asahii CBS 2479, 489 nucleotides long. RefSeq lists its product as uncharacterized. The record is from RefSeq and is a predicted model, not a curated record. The transcript is spliced from 2 exons. The coding region runs from base 1 to 489 and encodes 162 amino acids. Lineage: Eukaryota; Fungi; Basidiomycota; Tremellomycetes; Trichosporonales; Trichosporonaceae.